Molecule: messenger RNA, 573 nt
Organism: Cooperia oncophora
Lineage: Eukaryota; Metazoa; Nematoda; Chromadorea; Rhabditida; Trichostrongylidae
Source: the annotation of a GenBank genome assembly
CUGCCGUUUCAGGUGAUUCGCAUUUUUCUGGGAUUAUGCACGGCUGUACGUCAUUUACAUAGGCUUGGAUAUGUACAUCGCGACUUGAAGGUAGCAAACGUUCUUCGAGCUGACGAUGGAACACCGAUGUUGACAGAUUUCGGCUCAGCAACGAAGGUACCAAUUCGUAUCGAUUCUGCGCGCCAGCAGCAGCGUGCAGUCGAUGAAGCGGCAGAGUUAUGCUCAAUGCCUUAUCGUGCACCAGAACUGUUCAACUGUCAAAUCGGUUCCGUCAUCACGGAAUCUGCCGACCUGUGGUCUCUUGGAUGUUGUCUCUACGCGCUGUGCUUUUUUGUAUCGCCCUUCGAUCUCGUCUACGAAAAAGGGAACAGCGUUGCGUUGGCUGCACAAAGUCCCGAGAAGAUACAGUAUCCCGACGUGAAGCAGUUUGAUGGUCAACUGAUCAACGUGAUGCGUGCGCUUCUCGUUGUGGAUCCGGUCCGGCGCAUGUCCAUAGAAGAAGCCACCAAUGUGGUAGGAUCAAUAGUAACGAAAAGUAGGGACAAUAGCGGUCAGAACACUAUGGCUGUAUAG